AUGACUUUCAAGGCCGGUGAAUUAUCUGUGGUGGAGUACGGCUGCAAUGAGCUUUUGGCCUGCGUAAGGGGCCCUCAGACUGGCCACACCGCUCCGGCCCUGGCGCCACGAGGUGUUCGCAUCAACACCCCGGAAGAGGGUGACGUCUACGCUCCGACCAUGGGAGAACUGAAGGUGAUCGCCUAUCUGUUGGACCUGAUGACCAUCCGCGUUUGCGAUCUGGUGUCGAACGCCACCUUAGCCACGAUCAGCCACGACACCCGGAUCGAUUGGCUGGAGCUCAACCCCAAUGGCGCCAACCGCUUGAUUUUCCGGGACAAGCGGAGGCAGCUGUACCUUUACGACAUCGAACAGCAGCAACGGGUGACCCUGUUGAACUACUGCAACUAUGUGCAGUGGGUGCCUGAUAGCGAUGUGGUGGUGGCGCAGAAUCGAGGCCAAUUGUGCGUCUGGUACUCCAUCAACGCCCCGGACCGUGUGACGCUGCACGAGAUCAAGGGCGACAUCGAAGACAUCGAACGAAGCAACGGCAGGACCUGCGUCAUUGUGGACGAGGGCGUGAACAUGGAUACAGCCUUCCUCAAUCGAAUCCACAGAGAGAUCAUGACAGAUGCAGAUGGUCCCUGGCGAUGCCAAACAUGCAAAAAGAUUUGCAGUGCAACGCAUCAGUUCUGCGGUGUGUGUGGGAUUUCAUGGCAUCUAUGUGCCGACCCAUCCUACCAGCCACCACAGAGACAGAGCAGAUCGCAACGCUCAGUUCAAUGGAGCUAUGCAAAUCAAUGGACCGACCAAGAUUGGGAAGAUCCUCAAUGGGAUCCACAACAAGCCGACCAAUCUCAAUGGACAGCAUCCCCAAGAAGGCGUACCUCGUCGAGAAGACGGCCAUCAAAGAAAGCGACCAAAAAAGCUGCAGAGACACCCAAAGGGGCAAAAGGCAAAGGCAAACAUGCAAGCGUGGACCAGGACAGAAUUGGCCCGCCUUCAUUGCCUGCCAACCAGGUGGAUCCACCUUGGCUACAAUCGAUGACCUCCAUUGCAGCGACUAUGCCACCUCCGAUGCAACAAAAUGCGGAGGACAAACAGUUGAAGAGCCUUAUGGCAGUUUUGAAAAAGCACAGCGACACACUGCCACCGGAAGUCCAAAACAUGGUGAACGAAGCUGCAAUCAAAGAAGGACAGCAACAGACCAAGCAGCUCCACGCGGUGGUCGCGGCCCAUGGACGAGCUCGCAAAGAGCUGCAACAAGCCCAAUUGGCACGCUUUCAGCUUCACAACGCUUGGAGGGGAUUUCUCAGCCAAGCUGUCACUCAGUGGCAGGGCUACAGUGCACAAUUCCUGGAACAAGAAAAGCAGAUGAACGAGCGUGUCAAUACGGCAAUGGAAGCUUUGAACCAAGCGAAGGAAAGCCUAGCCAAAGCCAAGUCCACGGCCGGAGUCGAAGCCAAAGAGGACACCAUGGCCAUCAGCGACGAAGAGCCGGACAAGGAGAUCGCAGGCUGCACAGCCGAUCGCAUCCAAGAAGGCCUCACCAAUUUGCAGUCCAGCCUCGAGGCGCUACAAACCUCAGCCGAGCAGAUGGUGGAGGACGAACAAAAAGCCCUCAAGAGACCACGCCUGGACACGGGUCAGCUGGACUCAGCAAAGCCAUCCGAGUUGCCUGGUGCUGCAUCGGGUUUUGGUUAG
Molecule: messenger RNA, 1683 nt
Organism: Cladocopium goreaui
Lineage: Eukaryota; Dinophyceae; Suessiales; Symbiodiniaceae
Source: the annotation of a GenBank genome assembly